AUGCAAAAGCACAACCUUCGCACCAACAAGUGGCUCAUCAUCGACCGCAAGGUCUGCAACAUCACCAAGUGGUCCAACCAGCACCCAGGGGGCCACCGGGUCAUUGGUAACUACGCGGGAGAAGAUGCCACAGAUGCCUUCCGUGCCUUUCACCCCAACCUUGAUUUCGUGCGCAAGUUCAUGAAGCCCCUGUUGAUUGGCAAGCUGGCCCUGGAAGAGCCCAGCCAGGACCGUGAGGCAGAGCUCUGUUCUGCUCCCAGUAUCCUGGGAUACCUCAGUUCUCCUCAGGUGACCAUGCGGACUCUGAGACCAGGCCUAGAUGUCAUCCUGAUCCUGCUCCUCAUCUCUCCACAUCCUCAGCAGAACCAGGGAGAAGAGGAAUGGGCUGGAAAGAAGGAGCGUGCUAGAAAGAACCCGUUGGAAGUGGUUUGA
This is a messenger RNA of Tupaia belangeri chinensis (Chinese tree shrew), 432 nucleotides long. RefSeq names its product acyl-CoA 6-desaturase-like. The coding region runs from base 1 to 432 and encodes 143 amino acids. The record is from RefSeq and is a predicted model, not a curated record. Lineage: Eukaryota; Metazoa; Chordata; Mammalia; Scandentia; Tupaiidae. The transcript has 2 exons. Gene Ontology annotation, biological process: lipid metabolic process. Gene Ontology annotation, molecular function: oxidoreductase activity, acting on paired donors, with oxidation of a pair of donors resulting in the reduction of molecular oxygen to two molecules of water. Gene Ontology annotation, cellular component: membrane.